Rhopalosiphum maidis (corn leaf aphid) is the source of this 2363-nucleotide messenger RNA. Its product is annotated as hexokinase type 2-like. Gene Ontology annotation, molecular function: glucokinase activity; mannokinase activity; ATP binding. Gene Ontology annotation, biological process: glycolytic process; glucose 6-phosphate metabolic process; intracellular glucose homeostasis. The transcript is spliced from 9 exons. Lineage: Eukaryota; Metazoa; Arthropoda; Insecta; Hemiptera; Aphididae. Gene Ontology annotation, cellular component: mitochondrion; cytosol. The record is from RefSeq and is a predicted model, not a curated record. Bases 242 to 1708 code for a protein of 488 amino acids.
GCGUACCGGCCGGAUCGUUCUCCGUGUCGGGUUGUGCUUGUGAUAUUGUAAAACGUAAAUACCAUCAGUUCCGCUGCCACCUGCGCUGAAGACUGAAGUGGAACAAAAAACAUUUAAUAUAAUAACUCACAAAUAAAAAUAUUCAGAGUUUAAUCGCUCUACUGCCGGCCAACCCCGAAAACUUUGCAAGUUUUCGAUCGUACACCAAUUUUUGUAUCACUAUACAUACAACUGCCAAAACAUGAGGACCAAGCCGGAAAUGAUGGGGCAACUGCGUCCAGCUUUCAGCGAACUCAAUAUUUCAGAAGGUUUCGAAUUCGACACCGAAAUGGUCACCAACGAGAUCAAAGAAGAUUGUAAAUCACUUCUUUUGUCCAAUGAACAACUGACCACCUUGAUGAAUGAUAUGGAUGGAGCCAUCAGGAAUGGUUUGGCUAAAGAUACCAACCCAUCUUCCAUUGUUAAGUGUUAUGUCACUUAUGUACAAGAUUUGCCUAAUGGCACAGAAAGAGGCAAAUUCUUGGCUCUGGACUUGGGUGGCACCAAUUUCCGUGUACUAUUGAUUGAAUUGGGAGAGAAUAACUACUUCCAUAUGGAUUCUGAAAUCUUCAAAGUGCCUGCUCAUAUCCAAACUGGCAAAGGCACAGAAUUAUUCGAUCAUAUUGCUAAAUGUCUGGCAGAAUUUAUUAAAAAACACAACUUGGACAACAAAAAGGCAUUACCGUUGGGCUUUACUUUUAGUUUUCCACUUAGACAAGUUGGUCUUACCAAAGGAUAUUUAAAUAGUUGGACCAAAGGAUUUAACUGUUCAGGAGUGGUUGAUGAAGAUGUUGUCAGACUUCUCAAGGAUGCUAUCAAAAGAAGAAAGGGCCUGAAUCUACGUUUAACGGCUGUAUUGAAUGAUGCAACCGGAACCUUAAUGAGUUGUGCCCACAAAACACGUUUUUCGAAUAACUGUUUUGUAGGUUUGAUUGUUGGAACGGGAUGCAACGCGUGUUACGUGGAAAAAGUUGAAAACGCCGAACUUUUCGAUGGCGACAAGACGAAACCGCACGUGAUCGUAAACACCGAAUGGGGCGCGUUCGGAGAUGAUGGAAAAUUGGACGCCGUCCGCACGAAAUAUGAUAGGGAGAUCGACGAAGACUCAUUGAACCCGGGACAACAAAGAUUCGAAAAAAUGAUCAGUGGCAUGUACAUGGGAGAGAUCGUACGAUUAGCCAUCGUCGACUUAGCCAACCAAAACAAACUCUUUGAAGGAAGACUGUCCGAACAAAUGAAGACUAAAGGAGCUUUCGGCACGUCAUACGUAUCAGACAUUGAAAGCGACAAAGCCAAUUACAAAGAAACAUUGAAGGUCCUUAGCGAAAUGGGCAUCAACGACCCAUCGUUGGUUGACUGCGCCAACGUACGAUACAUUUGCGAAUGCGUGUCCAGGCGGUCGGCGCAUCUGGUGUCUGCCGGUCUGGCCGCACUUCUCAACAAAAUGGACGAGAAGUCCGUCACGAUUGGCGUCGACGGUUCGGUUUACCGUUUCCAUCCUUACUUCCAUAAACUCAUGGUGGAAAAGACCAAACAACUGACCAAAUCCGACAUCAAAUUUGACCUGAUGUUGUCCGAAGACGGAAGUGGUCGUGGAGCUGCCCUUGUUGCUGCUGUAGCUGUCAGGGAUGAAUUACCGUCCAUGACGAAUGGAUUCUCGACAAAAUAAUUAGUGGUAUCCAACUAGUGUGUUGAAGUUGUUACCAAAAAUGCUCGAAGUACAUUAAACAUUAUUUUUAGCAUUAUUUGAUUUGAUUUUUUUUUUUUUUUAAGAAAAAAAACGUUGGUGCUAACGCUAAAUAAGUGUCCCUUAGGCGUAUUUUAUUCACUUAACAGCGUGAGUCUUGUAUGUCUUAGAGUGUUGUCAUUGUUGUUGAGUGUUGAAUCCUGAUUGUUCAUUGUUAAAUAUGUUUUUUUUUUUUUAGAUAUUACUAUAUUAGUUAAUAAUACAUUUAUAUUUAUAUAAAAUCAGCACUAUAAAUGUAUCCAUUAUAAUUUUUUAUACCAAUAAUAUAUUAUUAAUAUGUAUGUAUGAAAGAAAAAACAAAGAAAAAAAAGUUUUAUCUAUGUUUUAGUUUUAUACAAAGAAUCUACAAUAUACAUGUUAUAUAAUUGAUUUAUAAAUCUCGGGUGUUAUGUAUCUAUGACAAUAAUAGUGAUAAAGCCCAAUGUAAGCCUAAUAUUAUUAUUAUUAUUAUUAUUAUUAUUAAUAUUAUAUGUACGUGUACGUCUAGUUUCAAAUCGUUCCAUCAAUUUGAUUUUUACCAUUAUCAUUGCUGUUGAACAUGAAAUUAGUUUUAUUAUAAUUUGUAUUUAUUUUAUUA